Podarcis lilfordi (Lilford's wall lizard) is the source of this 4680-nucleotide messenger RNA. The record is from the annotation of a GenBank genome assembly. Lineage: Eukaryota; Metazoa; Chordata; Lepidosauria; Squamata; Lacertidae.
AUGUUCAGGGAUUCUUCCCUUGAAGCAGCCCUUAGCGCCGAGUUCUCCCCUGCUUCAGAGAUCCCUUCUUUCUUCCAGGAUCUCCUGUCUUCUCUCACCAUGGCUGCUGCCAAAGCCUCCCUUUUGAAAAGAGCAGGUAAGAGGAAGGGGAAAUUUGCAUGGGGAGGGGAGAACCCUCUACAAGUUGAGCGUAUGUGUUCAUGCUUUGGAUGCAUUUCUGAAAAAAGGCUUACACUAGUACGAUGGGUUUGGGAGCUGGGGUUCCUCCUACAGGUGAUGUCCGACUACAACUCCCAUUGUCCUGUUUCUUUUGCUUCUUUUUAGUGCGGCCUGCUUCAGCUGCGCCAGGAAGCCAAGUGGCUGAGGCUCUGGCCCUGCUUAAGUCUCAUCUUAAGUCUGCAUUACACCUCCUGCAGUCCUGCAUCAAUUUUGAGCUUUUCCAUCAUUCCCACUUUCCCUCCCGACUGCACCCCACCCUGUUACUCUGCUUCCCCUCCAGUUUACUCAGAGAAACAUUUCUGGGUAUUCCCAAGUCUUAUUAACCACGUUGUGACUUUGCAGGUGGUGCUGAUAAAGAUAUCCCCGAAUGGCAGUUUUAUUUCUUUGCCCACAAAUGGACCAGGUCUCCUGCCCACCCAUUCCUGCAUCCACACAGCUGCAAGAUGUCCAGGAAUCAGCAUCCCAGAAGCUGACUGCUUCUUCUUGCUCCGAUUCCCAAUCAGCAUCCCUCUCUUGACACACGAGGUGACCACUGCAGCGGGCAAUGGCGGCCCUUCCCUGGGCACGCAGCAGCAAGCCAUCUUAGCUGCAUUGACCGGGGGGGGGGGGAGAGACUCUUUUACAGGGGAAAAGCAGGCGGAAGUUGGGCAAAAAAAAAAUUUUUUUUUUAAGCUGCUGGAACGGAAGUCCAGAAGAUAAAAAGCACUGCUGCUCCCUGCAAUCAUCCUGUUAGAAGAAGCACUUCAGUUUCCCAUUCUGGGUUCCAAGGAAAUGGGUGUGAGGAAGCUGCAGGUUCCUCAUCUGUGUUCUAAAAAGCAGGUGUCUUCCCCCCCCAUGAUCCUGGGAACUGUAGUUUGUUAGGGGCUCUGGGAACAGCUCCCAUUAGCAGAGAUCCGUGGAGUCCUAGGAACUCAGUCAUGAGGAGGAACCAGGAAGGUAGGAGGAGCUCAGAUGCCCCGUUCUUGAGUUGGGGAGGGACCCCGUGCCUUGGAAAUGGAGAACCGUUGGGUGUUGAGGGUCCCAGGAUUGUGCCUUGCCUUCAAGGGGGCCGCCUGGGAGGUGGGGUUUGGUCCUGCUCAAGCUCUAACAGAUGACCAUAUAUUGGAGGACAGGAAGGGAUUCCCCUCAGAUCAGAUUGGCUCAGGCAUAUCUGAGAGGAGCCAGCAGAUGUAGUGACAGCUAGACUGGGGACUGGGAGCAGCCGCCGGGACCAUAUAACACUGGUCCUAAAGGAUCUAUGAUGGCUCCCAGUACGUUUGCGAGCACAAUUCACAGUGUGGGUCCUGUAUACCUGAAGAAGGGUUGCCACCUGGUCCUUAAAAAAUCUCAUCCUUGACAGCAAACUUAAAAGGAUAGGAAUUAGACUGCAAAACCUUGUUUUGAGUGAGUCCAGCUAUGAAGCUAGCUGCCUUCCCUCCCUCCCUUUGCCCCACUUAAGAAAGAAUCAGGCAUCAAGCUGGGAACUUUAAAAAUAAGCUUUACUUACUUUAUAAUCAUGAAUCAGGUCACAACAAUACAGGGAUUAAAAACUGUACAGGAAAAAUACUGUUAUAGAUUUGCAGGAGACCCCAACCCAACUAAGCUGUAGAAAUUGAUCAACUGCAGAAUUUUGAUUAAUUGGGAUAUCAAUGAAAGUACAGGCUGCACAACUGUGCCGGACAAGGAAUUUCUGGGCUGACUUUUGCAAACCAGGCUGGCCCGUCUAGCAAAGAGCAAAUAUGUUAACACAUCUGAGCUUGCUGGGCACACGACCCAAGGGGAAGUGGGGAUGAGCCCCAAAGGUAUGGUGGGUACACAGCCUAUCGUUUCAAGGGAAAGGUCUCUAGGGGGCUUUAGCUCACACAGGGCAGAAGCGUAGUGAGAUUUAUUUUGUAUUAUUUCUUUCCACCAUCACUGCGUGUGACCCUUUGAAAAGAGGUUCCUUAAACUUUAAUUUGAGUGGAUAUUCCCGGUCUCGGCUUGUGUGUGGCGCUACAGUUCCCAGAUGGUUGCAGAGUACAACUGAAAGCAUUAAAAACUCAGGAGCCUCCAGCGAUUUUAUGCACUGUGAGUUUAACCAGCAGCAUUUUGUGACAACAUGAUAAUUGGGGACUCCAAGGAAAGUGAGAGUCCAUUCACACGAGAGUCCUUACUGUGUCCUUCUUCCUCCACAGGGCCACACCUCCAGGGAUGAGGCUCCAUCUCCGGCUUCCCGGGAUGAAUGAUGAGAGACCAUCCCGGUGGUUCACAGCCCCUGACCCUCGUGUGGCUCCCCCUCCGCCCCUUCUCCAUGCGGGCAUGGCUCCUUCCUGGCCCUACUUGGCGCAGAAACAGCAGUCAAGGUUUCCUCCCAUUAAAAGCACAUCGAGAGUUAUUCCGAAGAGGGAGGAGACUUUGGAUUCUGCUUCUGUGCUAGUCCGGCUGAGACGGAGCCAAGACGCCCAUAUGGAGGCCAAGUGGGAAGACCUGCUAAGAUCAGGUAAGUGGAAAUGCCUGAGAUUCUAGCCAACCUCAACUGGUGGUCUCAGUUACCAUAAUAAACCUUGGAAUGAAAUAUAUACAUAUUAUCAUCUAUAUAUUUAUCUGGAACUCCUCCAACCAAUCAGACUAACUGAGCUUGUUUCUUCCUUAGGCGAGAGGCCGGCCAGAACAAGGGGCGAAAGGCUCCCACUUCAGGUAAGUGGAAAUGCCAAUUAAGUGCCCUAUAUUACAGGAAUGCUUCCUUCCCAUGUCUCCCAUGUCUCCCACCCUCAUGCGCCAGACUGGUGCUAGCAUGGCUGGGAGCCAGGCACUUGCUGAUGUCUCCGUUUCCUUUGCAGGGAGGGAGCCUUUCCCCAACGUUUACUUCGUUCUGGCGAAAUCCCUGGAGGGACGUGGCGACUCUCAGGUACUGGGACAAAAGGAAGGAAGGGGUCCUUGUGCAACUUCUUUUGGGCCUCAUAGGAACACUCUCUCCACCUGUGGCUUCCAGAAAGUGCUUUUCAGAAGCAUUCCUCCCUCCAACCUGGUUGCCUUGCAAUAACGCUCUCCACCAGGCAAUUGUCUCACCCUCUUUGAAAGCCACCUCAUCCAAGAUGCUCUUGUGGGGCAUCUGAUUCUCCUGGGCUUCCUUAUUCCCGCAAGGAGGCGGCUCUUGCGAUAUCGGCAGUGUGAUCGUGUUCACACAGCUUAAAAAAGUUCCCCCUGGUUCGCACUUGCAUGUGUCCAUCAUUCCUUGACGAUUCCAGAAAGCCAGCAACUUUGGCGCAUCUAACUUGUGUGCAUUUAGCUUUCUGUUCUUGGCCCAAAAAUCUAUCAAAAAGGGGGCAGAAAGCAGGCGGGUGUCCGGGAAAAGAGACUUUGGCAAUCCCACCCUGCCCUGAACCUCAUUGGUUCUGACCCUAUGAGAUUCUGGUUGGAGCUGCAAUCCCCAGAACAAAACCCCGACAAAAGCGCCAGGCUUCCUGUUGAGAGCAUCCACCACACCGGACAUUCCAAGGCCUCUUCUACCACUUUCAGGCUCUUGGCUUCCACCAAGGAAUCCUGGGACCUGUCCUUUGUCAAGGACCUACCAUUUCGGUCAGCUCCCAUUCCCAGCACCCUGAACACACUACAGGAUUUCCAGGAUUCUCCAUGAUAGUGAAAGUGGAGAGAGAAGCCUUUCAAUAUUUGGUGUGGUUAAGACAGCUGAAAGAGCGUCUGAGUUGACAUUCUGUCAGUAGUUUUUGGCCAGUCACAGCCCAUUCUCAUGUGAUGUCCCUCUUCCUCCACAGGGCCACGCCUCCAGGGAUGAGGCUCCAGCUCCGGCUCCCGGGAUGAAGAACCAGACAACAUCCCGGCGGUUCCUGACUGACGUCCUUCACGGCGCGUCCCCACUGCCCUUUCUCUGUGUGGGCAUGGCUCUUUCCCGGCCCGGUUUGGCGCAGAAGCAGCAGCCAAAGUUUCCUCCCAUUAAAACAGCUUCUUGGGUUAUUUUGGAGAGGGGGGAGACUUUGGCUGCUGCUUCUGUGCUAGGCCAGUCGAACGCCCGUAUGGAGGAGAAGUGGGGAGCCCUUAUAAGAUCAGGUAGGAGGAAAUGCCCCUUCCCAGGUCCCCCACCCUCCUGCCCCAGACUGGGGCUAGCGUGGCUGGGAGCCAGGCGCCUGCUGAUGUCUCUGUUUCCUUUGCAGCGAGGGAAAAGUUCAGCCAGGGAACCGCCGCAUUCCGGGAGGGACUGGAGCCCAGACGGCGGCCUCUCGCCCCUGAGGUAAUGGGACAGGUGGGAGGAGGGGGUCUUAGGAAACACACCAGAAGGGCCUGCAGGAUCAGGCCAAGGGCCUGUCUGGUCCAGCCUUCUUUUCUCCCAGGGGCCACCCAGAUGCCACUGCGAAAGCAGCAACAGGAUUCGAGCCCAAGAAGCAGUGUGUAGCGUCGAGUUCUCCCCUGCUUCAAAGAUCCCUUUUGUUGUUGCAGGAUCUCCUGUCUGCACCGCUGUGGCUGCUGCCCAAGCCUCCCCAAAAAUGA